CGGACACCGUCCCCGCGGCUGCCUCCAUCCUGCCCUGGGCUCAGCCCUCGGCUCGUCACGUCCUCCUGCCUCGGGUUCCCUUUCUGCUGUCGGCGCGCCCUCCCUCCGAGUCCCUCGCCGACCUCCCGGUCCUCGUUUGCCACCCACUCCCGCUGCUGUCCAGCCCCGUCGGCGGAGCGCCGGCCUGUGGAGGGCUGGGUGCGGGCUCGGCCGGGGAAGGGCCCGGUCCCCGGACCCGAGGCUCCCGCCCCACCCCCGCUCGUCUCCUGCGCACAACAGUAAAGGCUGAGAAUCUGGCUCACAACUGAGAAAGAUCUCGGACUUGGAGUCCAGGAUGUGGCCUGCUCUGCUGCUGUUCCACCUCCUCCCUCUCUGGCCGUUGCUGUUGCUGCCCCUCCCGCCACCUGCUCAAGGUUCCUCCUCCUCCCUUCGGACCCCACCAGCCCCAGCCCGGCCCCCCUGCGCCCGGGGAGGCCCGUCAGCCCCACGCCACGUGUGCGUGUGGGAGCGAGCACCCCCACCAAGCCGAUCCCCUCGGGUCCCAAGAUCUCGUCGACAAGCCCUGUCCGGCACUGCCCCCCCUGCUACCCCGUCUGGCUUUGAGGAGGGGCCACCGUCAUCCCAGUACCCCUGGGCCAUUGUAUGGGGCCCUACAGUGUCUCGAGAGGAUGGGGGGGACCCCAACUCUGCCAAUCCUGGAUUUCUGCCCCUGGACUAUGGUUUUGCAGCCCCCCAUGGGCUGGCUACCCCACACCCCAACUCAGACUCCAUGCGGGGUGAUGGAGAUGGGCUCAACCUCGGAGAAGCACCUGCUACCCUGCGGCCGCUCCUGUUCGGGGGCCGUGGAGAAGGUGUGGACCCCCAGCUCUAUGUCACAAUCACCAUCUCCAUCAUUAUUGUUCUUGUGGCCACUGGCAUCAUCUUCAAGUUCUGCUGGGAUCGCAGCCAGAAGAGGCGCAGGCCCUCAGGGCAGCAGGGUGCGCUGAGGCAGGAGGAGAGCCAGCAGCCACUGACAGACCUGUCCCCAGCCGGGGUCACUGUGCUGGGGGCCUUCGGGGACUCACCCACCCCAACCCCUGACCAUGAGGAGCCCCGAGGGGGACCCCGGCCUGGGAUGUCCCAGCCCAAGGGGGCUCCAGCCUUCCAGUUGAACCGGAUUCCCCUGGUGAAUCUGUGAUGCCUCCAAUGUUGGGGUGCCGCCAUGCAGGAGGCCAAGGGGCCGGCAUAGCCCCCAUCCCUCUGAGGGUGGGGCAUCUAUGGGGCUGGGGCUGCAGGUGUCCCCAACUCCUGCCCUUGCACACCACCCUGGAACACUCACUGGCCCCAUAGGUGAUCCCAUCUGCUCAUGCUCCUUUAGGUGGGGCCUCACAUAUAUGUGGCUUCUGGUCCCCCAUCCUCAUCCUUGCACACUCACAUGAA
Molecule: messenger RNA, 1419 nt
Organism: Manis javanica (Malayan pangolin)
Lineage: Eukaryota; Metazoa; Chordata; Mammalia; Pholidota; Manidae
Gene: PIANP
Product: PILR alpha associated neural protein
Biological process (GO): regulation of immune response
Cellular component (GO): membrane
Source: RefSeq, a predicted model, not a curated record